This is a messenger RNA of Nothobranchius furzeri (turquoise killifish), 5468 nucleotides long. RefSeq names its product adenosine A1 receptor b (gene adora1b). Lineage: Eukaryota; Metazoa; Chordata; Actinopteri; Cyprinodontiformes; Nothobranchiidae. Gene Ontology annotation, cellular component: plasma membrane; synapse; dendrite. Gene Ontology annotation, molecular function: G protein-coupled adenosine receptor activity. Gene Ontology annotation, biological process: G protein-coupled adenosine receptor signaling pathway. The record is from RefSeq and is a predicted model, not a curated record.
GACGUGACUUGAAGACCCAGGGUUAGAGAUGAGAACCUGAGUAGACCGGAACAAAACGGGUUAAAUAUCAACAAACAGAUUACUCGUCAAAUUAAUACUGAUGCUGAUCUACCCAAACUGAGUAAUCAACCGGUGUGGAGUGUCUCGCUGCUCCUUAAGUACCCUGGUACCUUGAUGCCCAACAGGGGAAUCUCAGCCGCACCCACCUGCAGACUCGCUCAGGAAUAAACACAGGAGAUUUACCCAAACCGACAAUCACCUUCAAAGAUAAUUCUCUCCGUUGAACUUUUAUCCUCCUGCAUGAGCCGCCUCACCCUCUGACCAAAGUCCGCAAGCGCUCACGUGUGUGCUUGGAUAACACCCCCACUCUUCCAUGGGAUGGUCCCGCAGGCGAAAUUUGCGUAUUUCUUUGGAAAAUGACGCAAUCGCAGUCAUAAUCGGAAACCAGUUAGUCGAGUAGAUUUUAUUCUCCUGGAAAAAAGGCAGCUCGUCUCGAUGAAACCAAAAGUUGAUAUGUGAGUGUGCGAUAAAACCACACUGAACGGGGGCGUGGGAGACGCACGGAAAGCGCGUGGCCGCCUGCACUGGAGCCGCUACCGUGCGCGCUUUACUAGCAACAAGCAUGCAGCGUUAAAACUGCUUCAUCACACAGAGAGCACGCUGGCAGACUGCCUCUUGGAGACUCUUGAAGAAAAGAUGCUGCGCUCCGGAGAAGCAGGUGAGGCGGAGAGGAUGAGAGCAUCGGAGCCGGAGCGACGCACGGACGCUGGACGUAAACACCUGCUCCAAACCAAAACUCCUCGGUCUUAGCUGCUCGUUUUUGAUAAAUCUGGAUUUAUUUCCCAACUCAAAUAUCUGGGGCACAGGACAAUGGGGGCGCCAUGAAAGCGAUGAACGUUUGGAAAAUACAUUUGGAGCAAACCCACUAAGGACAACUCUGAAAGCCUUUUUUAUUCUAGGGGUUGGAGCUGGGAGGAUGACAGGGGCGCAUUUCUACAUAGGGAUGGAGGUGCUGAUUGCCGUCACCUCCGUGGUGGGGAACGUGAUGGUGGUCUGGGCAGUGAAAAUUAAUAAAGCCCUGCGAGACACCACGUUUUGUUUCAUCGUUUCCCUGGCUCUGGCGGAUAUUGCAGUGGGAGCGCUCGUCAUCCCCUUGGCCAUCACAAUCAGCGUCGGACUUCAGACUCACUUUUACAGCUGCCUGCUGGUGGCGUGCACGGUGCUGGUGCUGACGCAAAGUUCAAUCCUGGCCCUGCUGGCCAUCGCCAUCGACCGAUAUCUCAGGGUCAAGAUCCCGACCAGGUACAAGCGAGUGGUGACUCCUCGGCGAGCUGGGGCGGCAGUGGUGAUGUGCUGGAUGGUGGCUUUCAUCGUGGGACUCACGCCCAUGCUAGGCUGGAACAACCUGAAACGCCUUCAGGAGAACGGCUCCAUCAGCUCCAACCUCAGCGUCACCUGCCAGUUUGAGACGGUCAUCAGCAUGGACUACAUGGUCUACUUUAACUUCUUUGGCUGGGUGCUCCCCCCUCUGCUGCUCAUGCUGGCCAUUUAUGCCGAGAUCUUCUACAUGAUCCACAAGCAGCUUAACAACAAGAAAAUCACCUCCAGCUACUCAGACCCCAACAAGUACUACGAUAAAGAGUUAAAUCUUGCCAAAUCGCUGGUUCUGGUGCUCUUCCUCUUUGCCAUCAGCUGGCUCCCUCUUCAUAUCAUCAACUGCAUCACACUCUUCUGCCCGCAGUGCAAGAAACCCAUUGUUCUCCUCUACAUCGCCAUCCUGCUCUCGCAUGGCAACUCUGCCGUCAAUCCCAUUGUCUACGCUUUCCGCAUUAAGAAGUUUCACACGGCCUUUCAGAAGAUCUGGCAGCAGUAUUUCUGCUGUAAGAACACGCUGACGCUGGAUUUCCAGCAAAGCGAGAGGAAAGAGGCACCCAAUCUGGAGAUGCAGCAGGCCGCCCCGUUGCAGCCCACUCAGCUGGAUGACUUUAAAUCCUAUCCACCACUUCAGCCAGAACAGCCUUCGCCAGAGGGCAACCAGAAGAUCAAAACACAUCAAAAACCUCACAACCAUCAUCCAGCGGUGGAGCAGAACGCUGUCUGAGUUAAAGGAUUGAAUCGGGUUGAAGGUGUAAUGAUGGGUGCACGAGCAGCAACUGUCUGCUCACGUGAAUGUAGUCGUGAUUUGCUGCACGGGGCUGCAGAGCCUUUGUGAUUCAGGCAACAUGGAUCAAUGGAAGAUAAUCCCUCUUCCCUCGGAAGGAGAGCAUAAAAGAUGCAGAGAGGUUUCAGCUGGAGGUCCUUUGGACGGUGUGUUUAUCUUAGUAACACACUGACCUUUAAUUAUUCAUUCAUCAAGGUGAAACAGUUGGUGUGAACUUAAGAAAAUGUGCAAUAUUUAAUUUAUUUUGUGUUUUUAUUUCCUCCCAGUAUCAAAUUCUCAUAUGUUGCAGCUUGCUUGAGCAUUUAAACCACCAACGGAGCAGGGUACUCAUACUUCUGUAAUGUUGUGUAUGUUUUAUCUGACACUGGCUAAAAAAUUAUAAUAAUAUGAAUGUAACCAUGUAAAUAUGAGACUGCAGCACUGCUGUGAACGCUCAUUUAAUCUUCAGGGCCUUAAUUGCACAACAUUGUGCAGAAGAAGCAGCCCUGAGAGACAAUAAGGGAGUCAAGGGCGUGCAGCAAAUGUUUUGUAGCCUCAUACGUCUCUGCACUGAAGCUCAGGCCCUUUUGUGAUCCUGCACCAGAUUUUUCCAUUGCAGAAAAGAGGGGUAGGGUUACGGAGAAGCACACGGAGGCAACGGGGGGAUUUUGAAAUAUUAAAGGCUACAUGCAGGACACACAAGAUGCACUUAAAGCUCAUCUUUGUCCAGCUUCCACUCUAGUUAGUGUGGAGAGUUUCAUUUCCUCAAAACGUUAUUUAAUUUUGAUUUUCCACCACAGACUGUUAUUUAACCAUUUACUUACUGAACUCCCCUGAUGACUGGGAAAUAACCUGAGGAGUGUGAGUAUUUACAGAAGGCUCAUUACGUUGCCAGAGUGUGGUGUCUGUGUGUGGAUCAUUAAACCAAGUUCAAUGCCCCUCGCUCAGACAGAUUGUAUGAGAAUGUAAGGACUUUUAUUUAUUUGUUUUGUAAAGACUCUGAACUCUUGCCAAGUCGCUUUGCUGGCAAUCUCUGUCUUCAGGUGGAAACAUUUAUUUUACAACCGGCAGGUGAGGAUGCUUGACAAACUGCAAACUAAGAUUUAUUUUUGAAGCAAAUGUUAGAAUCCAAAACACAAUCCAAGUGUGUAAAGCUCAUUCAGAACAGAAAACAUGGUUUGGAAAAAGAUAUCUAAGCUGCUUCUCUUCAUUGAGAGAGGAAAUCAUAAUAAUGUUUUUUCGCAUUGGUGGAAGAAUGUUUGACCCUGCAGUGCAUUAGGCCCUCAGAUGGUUUGCAUCAUUAUUAAACACUUUACAGAAACGUUUACCGACAAGAGCUUUCUGCUUGAGGUGAAAGGCAGACCUUUGGUACAGAAAUCUUGUUGCAACAUUAAACAAAAGCACAAUUUUCACAAUAAUUAAGCAAAUCCUGUUUAUUAAAAUGCCUGAAACCCCAAUUUCUUUACCCGCUCAUCCAUGCUGGGUCACAGAUGCCUAUCUCCAGCAGUCUCCAGACAAACCGGUGAGGUGCACCCUGGACAGGCUGCCAGUCCAUCGCAGGGCAACACAGGAUAAAAAACCACACACACACACACACACACACACACACACACACACACACACACACACACACACACACACACACACACACACACACACACACACACACCUAGGGACAAUUUAGGGAGAUCAAUCAACCUGACGGAACCACGUAUGCACAGGGAUAACAUACAAGUUCCAUGCAGAAAGACCCCAGACUGGGAUUUAAACCAAAGACCUUCUUGCUGCAAGGCAACAGUGCUAGGCACCGUUUCACUGUGCAGCCCCCCUGCUGUUAUUACAAUGUUUUUUAUGUGAGAUCCCUAAUCAACAACUUAGAGCAUUAGAAUAAAUGACAACGAUCAGAAAAUGCACUUACAAAUUGCCUCUCAUUGAUCCUUGCAGCGGUCUUGGUUUCGUUUUAAUCUAUAAUAUCUACUGAUGACAGAAAAUUUGCAUCUGACAAUUUAGUGCAGCUUUAUUCUCUCUGAAAAGAAACAGUUUAUGAUCCAGUUUCUACCUAAUCAGUCCUCCUGGUGAGUCAUUGCUUCUCGACUUGCAAUUAUUCUACAGUUUUUAAGCCCAAGAUAAUGCAACUCUGUAAAGGUGCAACUCUGCAGGGCUGUCAGAGUUCUCAUAAUAAUAAUAAUAUAAGAAGAAGAAGAAGAAUGCAGCUCGAGGUUGUUAGAUAACACAAGGGGUUGUCACCAUUUCUUCUCUUUCUUUGAUACUUUGAGAUGCAUGAAGCUCUUAAAAAGAUCCCACAGCCUGAGCAGAGGCUGCUCGCUCGGAGCUGCCAGUCUAUGUCUCCUCCCACCAACAGUCACACACACACACAGUUAUAACUUCAGUUAUAAAUCCACGCAAACAACAAACACGUUCUCUGCUUCCUUUCAUGUGACAUCAUGUUGACCAAAAAGCAUUUACAAAUCAAUAACUAGGUUCAAUAACACCUUUUCACAGAACGGAGCGCCACUAUUUCAGUCUCUGAUGCUAUUCUCAUGCUGAGGCUACAAAGGGAGAUAGAAUAUCAAGUGGAAGGUUGGAGAUAAGAGGAAGAACCACGAGGAGAAUACUGCAGCUGUGUGUUUCCAGAUGAACAGCUGAGGUGACCUUUCCAUAAACUGAUCAGCUGUCUGUGAGGCUUUAUAUGGAGCCUAAGGGUGUUUUUUUUAAUGUGACUGUAACUCUGGUUUUGGGAAAGCUUGUCAUCUGAUGAUUUUCCUCAAUGAAUUACAGCCACCCCUAGUUUAAAAUGCAGAUUAUUUGAUGUUGAGAAAUGACGUUUAGUCAUUUUUCAGUUUUUCUAAGAACGAUUAGCGAUGGCCACCAACAUAAAUCAAGUUUUUCAGAUAUAGACGUGACUCCAAUACAGAAUUUCUGAGCUUUUCAUUGAAAUUUGUGCGGUGGAUCGUGAGAUAUUUCUCUAAAAGGAAGAUAAACAAACAGGCAAAAGCAUUUGUGCAUUUGGAAAUUUACUACAACAAACGGUAAAAUGUGAAAAACUUCUUUGGACCUUUAAAGAACUAUAAAAAUAAAAAUAAUCCUUUGAUCUCCAUGUUUUAAAUUAUCAUCAGAUACUAAAACUAGCUGGAAUUAUGAGUAAACUACCUCAGAGUUCAAGAAACCUCAAAUCCAUCCAUCCAUUUUUUGAACCCGCUUGUCCACGUAGGGUCGCGGGGGCUGGUGCCUAUCUCCAGCGGUCAAUGGGCAAUCAGGCGGGGUACACCCUGGAUAGAGAGCCAGUCCAUCGCAGGGCAAAACAGAGACACACAGGACAACCAAUCAC